Molecule: messenger RNA, 1955 nt
Organism: Episyrphus balteatus (marmalade hoverfly)
Lineage: Eukaryota; Metazoa; Arthropoda; Insecta; Diptera; Syrphidae
Product: 2',5'-phosphodiesterase 12
Exons: 5
Coding region: 34-1884 (616 amino acids)
Biological process (GO): nuclear-transcribed mRNA catabolic process, deadenylation-dependent decay
Cellular component (GO): mitochondrion
Molecular function (GO): 3'-5'-RNA exonuclease activity
Source: RefSeq, a predicted model, not a curated record
UUUUUCCCACCUGUCUGUCACCGAAAGAUAGUCAUGCUUCGCCAAGUAGAUUUGGCUAUUUCUACGAUUUAUCAUCGUGUUCGUUUCCAAUCUUGUAAUAAUCUCUACAGAAAUUUUGCAUCUCAAGCUCAUAAAACUAAAAUAAUGAAUAAAGUUUACUUUCGCAAUGAACCGGGUUCGGCAGAAUUGCAAAUAAGCUUUCGUUACAAAAAUCCCGAAAUGAAUGUCGACCGAGAGUUCAAUUUCUGUCGAACAAUGACGGAAAAUAUUGACGAUGCGCUUGUACGAAUACGCAACAACAUCUCAAAAGAGUUGAAUAAAAAGUCAAAGAAAAAACAAAAGAAACCAAAACAACAAUCUCAACCAGAAGAUGGUACUGCUACAAUUCCUAUUGCUAAUAAAGCAGAAGUCGUCCAGGAUAUUGCUGUCGAUUUCAUUCAAAGCAAUGAGAAACUGUCUUCUGUAACAUUUGCCCAAAUGAUUGCCGACUCUAAAGAACUAAGCCUUCAGGUGCUUGAUGAUAAAUUCGAAGUGGUUGUAAAUAAUCCCUGGGUUUGCAAUUUAGUCUUACCUCAAUCCAUUCUAGCUGGGUUCAUUGUGUAUCCUACUAAAAUGGAAUUGCAAUUUUCCGACCGAAAACAUUCCAUAGGAACAUGGUACAAAGGAAAGAAGCCCAGUUCAGGAAAUCUACAACAAAUAGAGUGGAUAAAAUGCGGAACUGGAUUAAGUUAUACCACAUCUACUGCCGAUAUAGGCUAUCUCAUAAAACUAGAACUACAGCCAGGAAAUGCCAAUUGCCUGGGUCCUUUGGCUGAGGCUAUUUCUAAAAAUGAAGUCCAAGCUGGUCCUGGUAAAUGUCCAUUCGAAGAACGUCAUAUCUUUACAGAGAAUCGCCUCAGUGGGGAUCAGUUUCGAGUAGUUUCUUACAAUAUACUUGCCGAUUUGUAUGCAGAUAGUGAACACACUCGAACAUUUCUCUUUCCUUACUGUCCGCCAUAUGCUCUCUCCCUCGACUAUAGAAGACAAUUGUUUAUAAAGGAAAUAAUUGGCUACAAUGGUGAUAUCAUGUGUUUGCAAGAAGUCGAUACAAAAGUAUUUGAUUUAGAUUUGAAACCAAUUUUGUUGGAAAAAGGUUAUCAAGGAUUAAUGCAACAGAAAGGAUCUAGUGGAGAAGGUGUAGCAACAUUCUAUCGGAGUGAUAGAUUUGAAAUGAUUAGAACAAUGGGUAUGAAUAUUGGAGAAAAUGUACCAACUUUGCCUGUUUUUCGAGAGCUUUGGGAGAAAAUUAAGGAUAAUAGCAAAUUGGUGGAGCGAUUGGUGGAACGUGCAACAACUUUACAGCUCAGCAUACUUAAAUCCAAAGAAACUGGAAAAAUUCUUUGCAUAGCAAAUACUCACCUCUACUUUCAUCCUGAUGCUGAUCACAUCCGUCUUCUACAAGUGGGCUUUUCAAUGCUGUAUAUAGAAAAUAUAUUGAAAAAACUUCCCACUGAACUAGCAACUACGGAAGAUAAUAUUUCCUUAGUAUUUUGUGGAGAUUUCAAUUCGGUUCCUGAGUGUGGAAUAUACAAACUUAUGACCGAGAAAUUUGUAGAUUCUGAUUAUAUUGAUUGGAGAAGCAAUGCUGAAGAAGCCGUAAGAAAUGUAACACUUUCUCAACCAUUUAGUAUAGCCUCUGCAUGUGGAACACCUAAAUAUACAAAUUUCACUCACGCAUUUGCUGCAUGUUUAGAUUACAUUUUCUACCAAACCGAUCGUUUGACUGUGGAGGAAGUAAUUCCAUUGCCGUCGGACGAACAACUCAAGACACACACUGCCAUUCCAUCGGUGGUAUUCCCUUCGGAUCAUGUUGCAUUAGUAACUGUUUUAAAAUUCAAAACAUAGCAUCUUACAUGUAAUAUACAAAAACUGUAACUUAUAUUUAACGGUAAACAAAUAAAAGAAAAAUGGUUUUU